Eimeria mitis is the source of this 543-nucleotide messenger RNA. RefSeq names its product zinc finger (CCCH type) protein, putative. The transcript has a single exon. Gene Ontology annotation, molecular function: metal ion binding. The record is from RefSeq and is a predicted model, not a curated record. Bases 1 to 543 code for a protein of 180 amino acids. Lineage: Eukaryota; Apicomplexa; Conoidasida; Eucoccidiorida; Eimeriidae.
AUGUGUCGUUCCUGGUUAUCGGGGAACUGUCUGAAGAAUGAUAGAUGCACGCAUGCACAUGGAGAGGUGGAACUGCUGCUGUAUAGACACCGCGCGCUGCAACUCGGACGCCGUGAUUUCUUUGAUGAAAGAGAAGCAGCAAGAGGAGCAAAUACGCAAAGGUGGAGCAGUAGACAAACCCAAAAGGGAUUCCUUACCUCUUCAGCAACAGGGGAGAGGGCUCGAGGAGGGUCGAACGCGCACAAGACACAGCAGCAGCAGCAGCAGCUGCUGCUGCAAUGCAGCAGCGCAGGGGUAGAGGGGGCCCCCUUAGGGGGAGGGGCCCCACGGGGCGCGGUCCCAGGUGCACGCACGAGACAGAGCAACCGGAACAACAGCAAACGUAACCAGCAGCAGCAGCAGCAGCAGCAGGAAAAGCUGCCUGUGACAUCCGCUACUACCCCCCAAGGUGCCGCUGCGGAGACAGCAAUUCUAUUGCAGCUUGCCGCGCAGCUGCAGGCCUUAGCUGUCUCACAGCAGAGCAGGGGCGAGGGCGCCCCUUGA